Nannizzia gypsea CBS 118893 is the source of this 2970-nucleotide messenger RNA. RefSeq names its product nitrate reductase. The coding region runs from base 1 to 2970 and encodes 989 amino acids. The record is from RefSeq and is a predicted model, not a curated record. Gene Ontology annotation, molecular function: molybdenum ion binding; oxidoreductase activity. NCBI's taxonomy places the organism in Eukaryota, Fungi, Ascomycota, Eurotiomycetes, Onygenales, Arthrodermataceae. The transcript has 6 exons.
AUGCCGUCAGCCAAACACCCAGGGGCUUCGGACCUCGAGAUCCUCAAUGAGCCUGACUGGACGCGGACACAUAGCCACCGUGUCGGAACUCGAGGUCGGGAUGCCCGGUUUAUGGGAGUGACGCACGGAGGGGACGAGCAUUACGAUGAGCUUGAGGAAGUAGAUGAAAGGAUCCAAGAGCUGCGCGAGAAGGUGGCCAGGGGAGAAUUGGUCACCGUUCGUGACAUUAUGACCGACCAAAAGGAUUUUCAUUUAAACCGACCUGAGGUUCAUCCUGAAUACUGGCGAUAUGUUUUGCAUACCACCGAGAGCUUUAUCAAGUAUGCACAACCGUGGCCCAUAAACCAGAAGGCAAAGGCUGAGGAGGAGGGAAAGGUAGAUGAACCGGGCAAAAAAGAGGAGGAGAAGAAGAAGGCGAAGCCUAAACCUACACCAGAGGAAGAGGCGCUUUUACAGUUCCUUCGACAUGAACAACAGACCCGAACAUCCAUGCAAACAAACGAUGGUAAAGGGAACUGUCCGAUUCGCGAUGAUAACCUGCCAGAGAAAAUUGACGAAGCGGAUCAGUUUUCUCCUGAUAAUUGGAUUCCUCGUAGCGACCAGUUGAUACGUCUGACAGGCAAACAUCCGAUGAACGCAGAAUCUGACUUAACUGCUCUUUUUGAGGCUGGAAUUAUUACUCCUUCACCAGUUCAUUAUGUCCGGAAUCACGGUGCUGUUCCACAUCUAUUAUGGGAAAACCAUGAACUGGAGGUAAUUGCUGACCAACAUUUAACUUAUUCAAUGGACGACCUAAAGCAGUCCUUCGACAGUAUUAACAUACCCGUCUUUUUGGCCUGUGACGGAAGCCGCCGAAAGGAACUAAAUAUGAUCAAAAGAACUCGAGCGUUCAAUUUCACAGGUGCUUCUGCGAGCUGCUCCUACUGGAAGGGAGUUCUUCUCCGUGACGUUCUCUUGAGGGCAGGAGUGGAAAGUCUUUUGAAGAAAAGCCCCAACAAAAGAUUAUGGGUCAACUAUGAGGGGGCGGAUGAGCUUAGUGAAGGCAAGUAUGCCACCUGUGUCCCGCUCGAAUAUGCCAUGGAUCCUAUCAAUGAUGUGAUGCUUGCGUACGAAAUGAACGAUCAUCCAAUCCCGCCUGACCAUGGAUACCCCCUGCGACUAAUACUCCCCGGCUGGGUGGGAGCACGAUCUAUCAAGUGGCUCGCCAAGAUAUGGGUGACAGAGAAUGAGAAUGACAGUCACUAUCAUAUCUACGACAACAGGCAACUCCCAAGUUUUAUAACAGAUACUGAAUCUGAGAUUGCACAGUUGAUGUAUCAUCAUCCUAGCACUAUCUGCAACGAACAGAUGUUGAAUUCCAUCAUAGUAAAACCGGCUCAGGGGGAAAAGAUUGACCUGGUUGAUGUCAAGAAGGGAACUAUGUAUAGGGUUGCGGGAUUUGCCUAUAGUGGAAGCGGAGAUGAAAUUGAUAAGGUAGAGAUCAGUCUAGACGGUGGAAAGACCUGGCUUUACUGUUCUCGCAGAUACCCUGACAAGCCAAUUCGGCACGGCAAAAAGUUCUGGACCUGGUUGCACUGGCAUGUCGACUUAGACUUAACUAAGCUCAUCCGUGCACAAAGCAUUCUAGUUCGGGCGUUUGACUCACACAAAAACACACAGCCCCGAGAGCCAGUGUGGAAUAUUGCAGGAAUGAUGAACAACUGUUGGUACGAAGUAAAGCCCGAGGUUUUUGAUAGUCCAGAGGAUGAGGAAGCAUAUCUACUAUUCCGCCACCCUGUUGACGCAGGUAGUGGGACGAAUGGUUGGAGGAAACCGUCCACAGAGGAGCAGAUGGAAGAGAUCAAACGUAAUGCCAGCUCCCCUGAGAAGCAGUUCACUCGACAAGAGAUUGAAAAGCACCAUACCGAAAAUGACUGCUGGAUCGUUGUAAAUGGCAACGUAUAUGAUGCAACGAAAGUCCUUAGCUGGCACCCAGGAGGUAAGGGGGCUAUCAUGGCGCAUGCUGGGGCUGUGCACUGGGAUACCACUGAGGAAUUCAGCAGUAUACAUGACGAUUACGCCCAAACUAAGCUCAAAGAGUGUAUCCUAGGUAAGGUCACGCAAAAAGCCAUGGAUCACAUGAAGAAAGAUGCGGAACAGAAGAAAAAGGAACGGGAAAAGUUGAAGGAUAGGGACUCCAAGGUUGCCCUAGAUAAUCACAGAUGGGUUCAAGCAAAACUCGUUGUCAAGAAACCCCUCUCUACAGAUACAAGGCGGUACACGUUUAAGCUCCCCCCUGAAGCGAAAGAGCUCGGCUUAAAAACUGGCCAGCAUGUCCAAGUCGGAUUUCAUUUCAAGGACAGCCUUGUUGUUCGCCCCUAUACCCCCGUCCGCCCUAUCUCAAACGAGGAUUAUGAUGGGACGUUUGAUCUUGUCGUAAAGACAUACUUCCCAAACAAAGACCAGCCAGGCGGCACAAUGAGCAAUAUCCUUGACUGUCUUCGUGACGGUGAAGAAAUUGAAGUUAAAGGCCCGUCGGGCGAGAUAAAUUACCACGGCAACGGUUGUUUCAGUGUCGAUGGCAAGGAGUAUAAUUUCGACAAAGUCUCCCUCAUAUUGGGCGGAUCCGGAGUCACUCCCGGCUACCAGGUCAUUGCAAAGAUCUUAAGAAAUGGCAAUGAUAAAACAAAAAUUAGGGUUAUCGAUGGAAACAAGACAGAAGGUGAUAUCCUGCUGCGAGAAGACCUGGAUGAGUUCGCUGAGAAACAUGGAGAUCGAUUUGAGAUUGUGCAUGUCCUUUCUGCCCCCAGCAAUGACUGGAAGGGACUAAAAGGUCACAUCAACGACGAUAUCAUCAGGAAACAUUCGUUUGAACCGGGUGAGAAGAACGUUGCUCUGCUUUGUGGUCCACCAGCGAUGAUCCAGAAAGCCGUGUUGCCUGCUUUGACAAAAUGGGGGUAUAAGGAAGAUGAGAAUCUGUUCGGAUUCUAG